Molecule: messenger RNA, 624 nt
Organism: Cuculus canorus (common cuckoo)
Lineage: Eukaryota; Metazoa; Chordata; Aves; Cuculiformes; Cuculidae
Product: glutathione S-transferase Mu 1
Exons: 7
Coding region: 52-624 (190 amino acids)
Biological process (GO): glutathione metabolic process
Molecular function (GO): glutathione transferase activity
Source: RefSeq, a predicted model, not a curated record
GGCUCAGGGAAGGAGCCGCGGGGGGGCGGGGAGAGAGCGAUCGGCGCGGCCAUGGCGGUGCUGGGAUACUGGGACAUCCGCGGCCUUGCCCACGCCAUCCGCCUGCUCCUGGAGUACACGGAGACGCCCUACGAGGACAAGCUCUAUAGCUGUGGGGAAGCUCCUGACUAUGACAAGAGCCAAUGGAUCAAUGAGAAGGAGAAGCUGGGCCUUGACUUCCCCAAUCUCCCAUAUUUCAUUGAUGGCCCCACCAAGCUGACACAGAGCAACGCCAUCCUGCGCUACAUCGCCCGCAAGCACAAGAUGUGUGGUGAGACAGAGGAAGAGAUCCUCCGUGUGGACAUGCUGGAGAACCAGAUCAUGGAUUUCCGCAUGAGUCUGGUGAUGGUCUGCUACAACCCUGACUUUGAGAAGCUCAAGCCAGGCUACCUGGAGCAGCUGCCGGGGAAGCUGAAGCUCUUCUCCAACUUCUUGGGGGACAGAAAGUGGUUUGCAGGGGAGAAGCUCACCUUUGUGGACUUCCUCAUGUUUGAUGUACUGGAGCAGAACCGCAUCUUUGAGCCCAAGUGCCUGGAGCCCUUCAAGAACCUCAAGGAUUUCAUGGAUCGCUUUGGGGUGAGCUAG